Messenger RNA from Ectocarpus siliculosus, 900 nucleotides. NCBI's taxonomy places the organism in Eukaryota, Phaeophyceae, Ectocarpales, Ectocarpaceae. The record is from the annotation of a GenBank genome assembly.
AUGAUGGUAGCCAAAGCCGACAUCAACCGCGCUACGGAUAGCCAACCGAUCGCCCCUCCUGUGGCGGCGGCAGCAGCAUCAGCAGAAGCCAAGACCUCUCAGAGAGACGCGGGGAAAGAAAUCAAAUCGAAGGCAAAUCGGCCUCAAACCUCCGCCGUCGCCGAUGACAAUGGCGCGGCUCUGCGGUCCGCUGGCGCAGCAGCGGAGCCUAAGAAAGCAGGGGACGGUGAAUCCCCGUCCCCUGCCUCUGCCCCGGCGGAGAAGGAGCAAAGCACGCCCGCGGAGCAGCUAGCGCCGGGGCUUAGGAGAGGUUCCGGGGGCGCGACGUACAAGCUCGUCGAGAGCGGGGCUUUCGAGAUCUCGGACCACACGACCGACAGAGUCAGGCAGACACCGACGCCGCGCACGCUGGUCGUGACGGUCACUCUCCCCGCGGAUGCGGGGCCGACGCGCAAGCUGGACGUGGUGGUGGCCGUGAGGAGACUGACCAUCGGAGUCCUCAGCGACCCAGAGGGAAGCUCGCCCAGAUACCUCGACCUGCCGCUGCCGUACGACGUGGAAGACGAGUCCAAGUGCUCGGCUGCCCGCGACAAGUCGGGCCUGCUCAAGAUCACGAUGCCGGUCAAGCAACCCGCUGCACCGCCGUUAACCGUGCCACCACCACCACCGGCGGCGGCGGCUGCGGCGGGGGGUUGCAGUGAUGGAGGCGGGGGUGGUGCCGCCGCUGCCACCGAUAUCGAUGACGAUUAUGAGGAGCACAAGGUCGAUCUUUCCGAUGCCCUCUCUUUCCCUUUCUUGAGUUCCGAGAGUGCGUUGCGGCGUCUACUCGGCGAUCACUGCCGUUGCCGCCGCCACCGCCGCCUCCGCCCCCCGACAGUCCUCGCUGUCUUGGACUCUUGA